Molecule: messenger RNA, 752 nt
Organism: Clarias gariepinus (North African catfish)
Lineage: Eukaryota; Metazoa; Chordata; Actinopteri; Siluriformes; Clariidae
Exons: 3
Coding region: 390-590 (66 amino acids)
Source: RefSeq, a predicted model, not a curated record
AUGUGUGUUUAAACAGGUAGUUCCGCUACAGCCGUGUCACAGGUACUCCUCCCUGAAUGUAACAGUAGGCCCAAUUUAUGUCGUUUAUGUGUGACGUAACAGUAAGGAGCAUAAGUCAUCACUGACUUAUGACUGAGCGUGUCACAGGCGCUCCUCACUGAAAAUAACAGUGGCGGAAACGGUUAGGUCCAGGCCCAGCUCAGGGUGACUGAAACCCCGGAUCAGACUAUAACGUGUCUGCAGCGACAGAACACACGACAUGCAGAAGUGAGGGCUGCUGGAAACAUUGGAUCAGCGUGAGGAGCAGGAGCGAGUUGACCACACACGCCAUUCACGGGUGCAUGUGAACGAGACAGCUUUGUCCAGGAACCUGAACUGUGAGAAAAGUGAUGUUGUCCCAAUUUCGACGCCUGACACCAGGAUAUAUUCGAUACCUGCAGACUCGUGCAGCAUGGAGCAGAUGGGAGAACGAGGGAUCUCUGGUGGCACGGUUCGCCAUGCUGCUCGGCCUCAUGGGUACUGGGAUGUCAGGGUACGGUUCCCGUCAGCUCACUUUACACUACGAACCAUCGCCACAUCUGCUGCGCUGACGUAGAAGAGGAGAGAGGACGAGAUAGAGGACUUGAAGCUUAUUGAGUAAUAAUUAACAUUUCUAUAUUAUUUAAUUCUGUGUCGUUUAAUUUCUGUAUCAUUUCUUUAUUUAAAUAAUAAUCCUUAGUAGUCAGCCAAGCUCUCCGUGAAUAGACAAUCCC